AUGGAGGUUGUUGGGACUGGUUUCACAAUCUACAAAACCAUUGAUGUCUCCGGAAACAGACUUCAAGGAGAUAUUCCCGAAUCCAUCAGUUUACUCAAGGAACUAAUUGUGCUCAACAUGUCAAACAACGCUUUCACAGGCCACAUACCACCAUCUCUACCAAACUUGACCAAUCUCCAAUCAUUGGAUCUAUCUCAAAACGAAGAAGAAGAAGAAAUAGCAGCUGCAAUAGGCUAUGUACCUGGUGUGUUCUGUGGACUCACCAUUGGCCACAUUCUGUCUUCACAUAAGCAUGAAUGGUUCAUGAAGAUCUUUCACUCCUCCACUUAA
Messenger RNA from Arabis nemorensis, 330 nucleotides. The record is from the annotation of a GenBank genome assembly. NCBI's taxonomy places the organism in Eukaryota, Viridiplantae, Streptophyta, Magnoliopsida, Brassicales, Brassicaceae.